UGGCCGGGAGACGCUGGCGCCCGAUUUUGAAAAGAACCAAUAGUUAGUUCGGAGACAUUGAGGCAUCAUCUUUCCAGAGGCGUUUCGCCGAUAUUCAAGAAAAACAAUAACGUGGUUUCCGCGAUUCUUUUGUUCCCAAUUUCUGACCUCUGUGAUUCCCAAUCAUUUCUUAAAUCUGGAUUUUGUUCGUUUUUGUCUGGAGUGGCCGAUUUCUUUUUCAGGUCACCGAUUUGGAUGCCCUAGACCAAAGUCGAGUUGAAUUUAUGUGAACUGGAGUCAGAAACCUCGGGAACUUCGAACUAAGCAGUGGCUUCUUCCCCGACAUGGACCUGGCACAGGAGAAAAUGGAAUUAGACUUGGAGCUGCUGCCGAAUUACACCACCACAGACGGCAAUAUCCUGAGAAGAUCCAACAGCGUCCUGUUGAUCAAUGAGCUUGGUAAUAAUUCACAGGUGUUCCAAGCUGACAAAUUAAGAACUAGAACAAACAGUACAGCAACGACAGGACACUGUCUGUUUUCGCCAAGUUUUCCAGUUCGCAUUUCCAUGACUCGCGUUCAACAAAUCAAGCAGGAAGAAACCAUGGAUUUAAGAUGUGGAGAAGCAAUGCAUGAAUGGGAAUUACAUUCUGCAAUACAGAUAAAUCAUGCUUGGGAAGCAAAUCUGAAACUGGUAUGGUACUAACAAUCUAAUUUUGUAGAAAAUUUGGAAUUUUUACUGAUUUUCAAUGUUGUUGCUACCUACUUUUGCUGUAAUUUCUGGAAAUCUAAGCUCUCUUUUGAAACAAAAACUAUAUAUACUGCAUAAAUAAUUUUUAAUUGCUCUUGAGAAACAGUUUAUGAUUUACCCAUAAAAAUAGCUAGCAUUGUGCCCAGCAUUUGUCUUGAGGUAUCUUUACCACUUGGAAGAAUUAUGAUACUCGGUAAUUUCAAUAUGCAGCACGAAUUCUACUUAAGGGUUGUAAUUAGGAAGGAAGAAGAAAAGCUAUAGAAGUAGCAGAUGGAAGAAAACAUGGGAAGAUUGAUUAUUUCUUUGACUUAUCUUCUUGUAGUGUAACAUAAGCAUGUAUAGGUUUUAAACUACUAAUUAAAUUGCGUGCACACAUUAACAUAAUAGGAAUACAGCUACAUAACCAAAGCAGACCUACAAUUACCAGCCAUAUCCAGUGAAACCAAAAAAACCAGUUAGGCACCCUAGGCAUUUGUGAAAACUUAUCAAUGAUAUGAUGGAUAUUGUGUAACUGAAUUUGAAUAGUUUGAGAAAAAUCAGACAUAUUAAAACAACACAUCCCUGGGAACUGUUCACAUCCCAUAUGUUCUUUUAAUAGUAGAUAGUCUAUAGUCACAAGAUUUUGGAGCACUGCAACUUGCACUUCUCCUAAUUCUUGGUUGAGUUCCGACAGUAUAGAUCCAGUCAAAUUUGUUGUUUUAGUGUAUGCACAGGCCAGCUUAGAUAUCUCCUUCUUCAAUCCAAUGGCAAGUCCAGGAACCGGUGGGAUGAAUGCAGCUAUAACUGCAACAGCGCCAGGAUCUUUGUUGAAGUUUUUUGAUGAUCAUCUUCUGGAAUGACUUUUCCAGAGAAUGUUGAUGUUGGAAGUU
Messenger RNA from Manis pentadactyla (Chinese pangolin), 1597 nucleotides. Its product is annotated as PABIR family member 1-like. Bases 324 to 683 code for a protein of 119 amino acids. Lineage: Eukaryota; Metazoa; Chordata; Mammalia; Pholidota; Manidae. Gene Ontology annotation, cellular component: cytoplasm; nucleus. The transcript is spliced from 6 exons. Gene Ontology annotation, biological process: mitotic G2/M transition checkpoint. Gene Ontology annotation, molecular function: protein serine/threonine phosphatase inhibitor activity. The record is from RefSeq and is a predicted model, not a curated record.